AUGGAUGAUUUUUUACAUGUAGAAUUAGAAAAACAAUUACAAUUUGCCGAAUCUCGUUGUGGUACAUUAAAACAACAAUUGGAUUAUAUAAAACAAUUAUAUAAAUAUGGUAAAUGUUCAAAUUCAAAUAUAUUCGUACAGCCUUCAUUUGAUAAUGGACGCGGUGAUAAUGGAGAUUAUAUUAAAUAUAAAGAACAUACAAAAUGGGAUAAUAAAAAUAUAUGCGUUAAAACAAAUGCUUCUCAAUCGAACACGACAUGUACGAAUUCGAGAAAUAAUCAGGCGGAUUCGAAUGUUAUGUCGAAAGGUUAUCAAAAGCAUAAAAAUCAAAUAAAAUUUUUAAAAGUUAAAAAGAAAAAUAUGAAAAAAAUGAAAAGGAAAAAAAAAAUGGACGACACGUCAUCGUCGAAAUUUAGCAACGUUUCGAGUCAGAGACACAGUCAAAUAUGGCAGGAUCCGGUUGUUGAAAUCUAUAAGAAUUCAGCAUUGAAUGCCGAAUCCGAAAGCGGUUUGGAAAUUAUUUUCAAUAAGAAAAUAAUGAAAGGCGAUGAAGUUUUAUUGGGUUUGAAAAAAAUCAAAUGUCUUAAUAAAAAUUCCGAAUCGUCGAGAGAGAAAAUUUUAUUGGAGGAUACCAAAGUUAAAAAAUGUAAUUCGCACGAUUCUAAAAAAUGUAAAUUAUUCAAAGAUGAAGAAAUACAAACGGACAUGUUUGAUGACGUCACACAUCAACAAAGAGACGUAACGGUCGUUAAUGAUUCGAACGAUGUUAAUGAAAACGAUGUGAAAAACGUUACGGGUAAAGAAAAUUUAAUUAGAAUUGAAAAUAGUUUGUUCGAACCGGUUAAAAGUUAUUGUCAACCGACAAUUUCGUCGAAAAGAAAACAAGUCGGACGCGAUGUUUAUUCAAAUAUAAAUAAUAUUAACGUUCGUAACAUACCUUUUAUUGCUGCCAAAUCGACGACGCCGAGUCAUAACAUCGGUGUUAACAUACAACAAGUAUUAUCUAUAAUAAAAAAAAGACACGUUAAUAUCGAUAAUGCAGCACUUACCUACGAGAAUGGUAUUAACGAUGUACGAUUACCUGGAGUUGUAAAUUCAAAAAGAAAUACUACUACUACUAAUAAUAAUAAUAUUAAUAAUAACGAUAUUGAACCCAUAUCCGAAAUGAGUACGACCAUGACGGGUUCGUCGGAAUCUAAAAAACAAUCACUGGGUCCAUCGAGAUCCAGCAUGUCGCAUUGGAAAAGCGUUAAUGAUUUCACCAAAGAAAAACAAAUAAAUAAUAACGAUAAAGAUAAAAAUAUGGACGAUAAUAAUAAUAAUAAUAAUAAUAUAUGCGAACAAGAAUGGACGUUUAAGGUGGAUAAAUUAAAAAAAGUUUUGGUUUUUCUACAUGAAGAUUUUACAUCAUUAAGCCAAAAUAUAAGUAAAGCGGAUGCAAAAGGAGAAUUGGCUGAUAUUGAAAAAGAAUUGGAAAAAAAAGAAGAAGAAAUAACCGUCGUUAUUAGUUUGUACAAAGAGGUUUUGAACGUUAGAGAUGAUUUUAAAAAAUUACAAGAUAAAUAUAAUUUAUUAACUUACGGUAAACCUCUUUUUCUCGAUGGUCUUAAACAAACGAACAGUGCUCACACACAAAUGACUACACUAUUAAGAAAAAUACAAAGUUUUCAAGAAAGAUUAAAAGGAUGA
Messenger RNA from Pediculus humanus corporis (human body louse), 1689 nucleotides. RefSeq names its product asparagine-rich protein, putative. The transcript is spliced from 6 exons. Lineage: Eukaryota; Metazoa; Arthropoda; Insecta; Psocodea; Pediculidae. The coding region runs from base 1 to 1689 and encodes 562 amino acids. The record is from RefSeq and is a predicted model, not a curated record.